Messenger RNA from Lolium perenne, 951 nucleotides. RefSeq lists its product as uncharacterized. Lineage: Eukaryota; Viridiplantae; Streptophyta; Magnoliopsida; Poales; Poaceae. The record is from RefSeq and is a predicted model, not a curated record.
AAGAUCGAUGAUGCUUAUCACUACUCAUUUCUCAGUACUCACCAAUUCUACAUACAAGCUGCAAGCUUCUGUCAUCUGUCCGAAAUAUUUUGAUCUCUGUUCUUUGUGCUUCGAAAGAAGAAGUUGCUAGCUAUCACAGGAUUCCUGCUAGAUGGGGUCUCUGAUGGCCGGCUGGGAUUCGCCUAUUCUUGGCGACGACACCAAAGCUCGUAGAAUGAGGAGCCGGUCGCUGACGAAGGAGGAGGUGGAGGCGUUCUGGCGGCAGCAGGGGAAGCCGGCGCCGGAGGAAGGCGUCACCUCGCCGCUUGCCUCCCCUCGUCCAACCAUGGAGAAGAGCCCGCUGGGGAGCUCGAAACAGAGGAGCAUGUCUCCCGUGGCUCGUGACGCGGCCGCCGACGACGCCGAGGGUAGUCCCGGCAAGAGCCGAGACUGGUGGACGAGGAGCAACUGGGCGUUCCUGAACGAGCCGCCGCUGGAGGAGGCGCCGGGCACGGCGCACAGCUACACGCCGCAGUUCCAUGUCGCCGCCGGAGGCCAGAUCGCCACCGGCAACGUCUGACUGGAUUUACAGACUAGUACCACGCUACGCUGAUGGACUAUCUGUACGGCCCACUGUGUGCACCGUGUUGAUGUGCCACGGGCUCGCUACUUGUCCUCCGUGUAAAUACGUACUUCAGUAUAUUUGCAAACACAUAUGUGAGUGAUGUGUAUGUAAAAAAGGUAAAUAAUGUAUAUUUCUACUAGGAAGUGGCGCAUAAAGGACUGCCCAUCUAAGAGCAUCUCCAAUAGAUGAUGUGAAAUAGGACAACUAAAAGAGGUGCCUCUAGAAAGCUUUUUUUUUUUUGUUUUGUUUUACAAUAUGGUGUAUUUUAGGGAACCUGUGCUGAAGUAGAUAAUGUAAAAUAGGGCACAUUCCGCAAACUUCAAUCAAAUUUUUACACUUCGAAUUCA